AUGGAAGCAGCAGGUCUUGCUAGUGAUGAGAUUGUUGAGCCGCAUUCAGUUUACACUCGGAGACAGUCUGCAUCAGAUAAAAGGAAGAGUAAAGGGAAGGCAAUUGCUGUGCCUCUAAGUUUGACUCCUGCACCAAAGAUCCAAGUUGCUUCGGAUAAAAUGAAUGAAGUUGGAGAUACUCGUCCAUCCAAGUCUUGUACAGUGCAUCACAAAAAGAAACAACGCGGGCCACUGUCUGACGAAGAUCAGAAGAAGCAUGCCUUGCCACAGGAAUUUAUUCAGCGGCAGAGAGCUUACUUUGCAGAAAUCGAUGCAUUUGAACUGUCAGAGGAGGAGGUUGGUUCAAGUAACGAGUUAGACUGA
Messenger RNA from Dovyalis caffra, 363 nucleotides. NCBI's taxonomy places the organism in Eukaryota, Viridiplantae, Streptophyta, Magnoliopsida, Malpighiales, Salicaceae. The record is from the annotation of a GenBank genome assembly.